GACGCUGGCCCUCCAGGACCGAGUUUGGGCACCCCUGCAAUAAACCCAUUCUUACCGACUUUCUUACCGGUUCUCACUUUGGAACAGACAGACAAACUAAGCGGAUGUCAUCACUCCCUCCAGAAGCAAGCAUUGUUCCAUCACCAACAAAUGCUGUCACUGUUCUCCGCGCGAGCUUAGACGUGAAGUUGCAGAAGUGAACAGCUUUCUGUGCAUAUGCGAACCCUGCAACCUGUCCAAACUCUUGGACUGGAUUGAGACUGGUAAAUUAAAGCGUGUAGACAUCUGUACUCAAUUUAAGUAAGGCUUCUUCAUACAACCUGAGCGGUUGAAUGUGCUGAUGUCCUCUUUGAAUAGUAAGGAUGGAAACUCAGUAACUGUGGAAGACCUGGCUGCUGGUAUUCAGGCCUGGAGCAGAAAGCAUCAGGAAAAUGAAGAACAGCAAUCAAACCCAGGUUAUUGGAAUGCAGACUGUGAGAAAAGGAUUGGGUCGAGACAUUAUCUUCCAAUACAUGGAGAGGAGAAAGAUGACCAGGAGGGCAUGCAGGAUGUGGCCACCAAGACCUCUUGCCCCUCUUCUCUAAAUGUGGCCCUAUGGGCAGAGAAGUGGAUAAUUUCAGGAGACUUCGUUUCAGAGAAUACCUGAAAUCACUGGAGCAAUGCCAACGACAAGCGCUUAAUGUGAGCCAGGCCACACUACAGAAAGUCCUGUUGCACCCUGGUGACAUGAGCAUGUCUAGCAUCUUCAAAUUGGGAGGGAAAGGUCACUUCGGGACACCCAAAACACAUCAAGCUGAAGGUGGAGCACAUAAGGGCCACAAAGAGAUGAAGAAGCAGCCGGUUUGCUGGGCGGAAACGAAUGCUUUCUGGCCUGGAAGGGAAGAUCAUGUGCGCUUGUUCCUGCCUGUAAUGACAAGCUCUCCUGCAAUGAUUUUAUUUCAGCGUAUCCAAACUACUGUUUUGCCAAGUCCUGGCCACUGGCUUGUAAAUCAUUUAAGAUACUCAACCUCUGGAGACAUAGAAGCUCGCAAAAUGUACACCCUCUAGAAUAUCUUUUACCGUAUUGAAUGUCUGUAUUAAAUGGGAUAUUGUUGUUCUGACUUUCUAAAAAGCGAAUUUCUACCAUUAGUUUGCGUGCAACGUUGAAGUAAUAUGUGCGCUGAUAUUUUUAGCUGCACAGGCUUUGUUUUGUCACUCAACAUAUUCUCAUCUGUGACAGAGUGAACUAAAGCAGCCAUGUUUGAUUUAAUAAAUAUUAUAUUAUAUUAUUAUAAAAAUUUCUCACAAUACUUUUUUUUUACAGUAUGAAGUGUGAAUGUACAAAUAGCUUGUGUGUGUUGUGUGAAUAGAGCCCUGUUUUCUGUGUUCCUGAUACCAGGGUAUUUGCAUUAGGAAGUAUAAAGCAGAGUGAUUUGUUUGAUGAUAUAGAUCAGGACAUCUGUGAAUUGAGAAAACAGAAAGAGCACACUGUAGCAGAGAGGCAGCAAAGAUAGAGGACGAAGAGAUGUCACGAAUUUUGAGUUCACUUCUGUCGACUCGUGAGAACGGUCUUCUCUUCAGUUUACUAAGCCAUGACUGUAGUGUUUUAGCAUGUGGUAUUGUCGAGCUGGUAAUAGCAGCCCCUCCACAGAAAAAGGAGUGGAAAAGUCACAGUUUUGGAGUUUUAUGUCUGAUGCAAGAUAAAUCUGUACAUUCAACAUUCAUGAGACUCUACUGUCUUAAGAAAGCCAAGCUGCAAUGGGAACAGGAGCUGUAUACACCAUUUGGGUACUCAGAAACUUGUCCUUAUUUCCACACCUUCCCUGGUGAUGAGUGUCAGAUAGGAAUAAACUUUGCGGAUGAAGAUGAAGCCAAGCAGUUCUACAUUGCUGUGCAGAAGCUGAUCAGUGACAACAAAGCAUCUCACUCGGGACUUACACGCAGAUACAGUGUGGGGGCUGUUUCUGACUGGAAAGAAAAACUUGACAAUUGUCUUAGAGGAAAUGAAGUGCACAAGAGGUUUUCCCUUAGAAGUGCAUCCAGAGUUCCACACUGUCUUGAUUCAGAUGCAGCAUUUCCAGAGAACAAACCAACAGUUGCUAGCACAAUGUCCAGCCAAUCACAUGACUCAUCACAGACUCUCUCCAGUGUUAAUGAAGAGUCUAUGUCGCUCGCCCAGAGGAAAGGGCCCCUCCCACCUAUUCCCAUUCAUGCCAGAAUAGCCACGUUGAAGUUGAAUCCCAAUGCUAGCAUGCAAAACUUUGACUCCACUAUUCCCAAACCACCAUGGGUGCCACCCCCUCCAUCUUACCAGGCCCCUGCAGCCCCUCCAAGUUCAGCUAUUAAAGAUCCAUACUCUGCUGGAAUGAAGCAAAAUUUUCAUUAUAAUGCUGGCAUUGGGGAUGAAUCUGGCUAUGAUGACUACCUUUAAAACUUCCAUCCUUUCCAUCAGAUGGGACUUUAUGACUGAGCAACAGCAGGAUGUGGUCAUGUUACCCCACACAAACACUUCCACAUGGAAUAUAUAUUUCUUUAUUAACUAGCAUAUAUCAUAGGAAUUUCGGCAGAACAACUAUAGACUUUUUAAAAGAAUGUUUAAUGAUGUAAUCAAAACUAAUAAAAACAUAAC
Messenger RNA from Sinocyclocheilus rhinocerous, 2608 nucleotides. RefSeq names its product proline-rich protein LAS17-like. The transcript is spliced from 14 exons. Bases 1505 to 2410 code for a protein of 301 amino acids. The record is from RefSeq and is a predicted model, not a curated record. Lineage: Eukaryota; Metazoa; Chordata; Actinopteri; Cypriniformes; Cyprinidae.